This is a messenger RNA of Gadus macrocephalus (Pacific cod), 1916 nucleotides long. RefSeq names its product tRNA methyltransferase 2 homolog B (gene trmt2b). NCBI's taxonomy places the organism in Eukaryota, Metazoa, Chordata, Actinopteri, Gadiformes, Gadidae. The coding region runs from base 171 to 1649 and encodes 492 amino acids. Gene Ontology annotation, biological process: RNA processing. The transcript has 2 exons. The record is from RefSeq and is a predicted model, not a curated record. Gene Ontology annotation, molecular function: tRNA (uracil(54)-C5)-methyltransferase activity, S-adenosyl methionine-dependent.
ACACGUCUCGGACACGUCAUCUCUAAGCGUUUCUGAAGGAUAAACUUUUUUUGCAGCAAACCGUGGUCGCAACCACUCCCUCUCUGCGAGUCAAACACGUUUGUUCUCAAUUUAUUGUAAACAUACUUUGGUGAGACUGUGAUUCCUCGUUGCCUUAAAUUUUUAAUAAUAUGGCUUUGACAGUCCCAUGCAUGAAGCCGGUCAAGACUUUUCAACGUCAGCUCCAGGGCUUUCUAUGGAAGUCCUUUUUUUGCAUAUCAACUGUUGAUAUUGUUAAAGUCAAACCGCCAAAGAAAAUACGGAGAAAGAAACUAAACAUGAAAGCUUUCGAUGAAAGCAUGUCCUGGGAUGACAGACUGGCUGAUGCUGUGACACCCCUUUGGAGGCUCAGUUAUGAUGAACAACUUCACAUCAAACAGCAAAACCAGGAAAAUAUACUGAAACAAUUCUCUUCCCAGCUUUCCCAUUUAAUCUUAGCUCAGAAAUCACCGGUGGUCAACGAUACGUCGGGCUUCUCUGUUCUGCCUAUAAAGCCAUCACCAGUUAGGGACUGCUAUCGCAAUAAGUCUACAUUCUCUGUCAACAAAGGCGUGGACGGCAACCCCAAAACAGUCGGGUUUUAUGUUGGUACUGGCAGGGACCGAAACAUUAUUUGCGUCAAUGGAGACCACCUUCUGAACAUGCCUGAAAAGCACAAACAAGUGGCCAGAUGCUACCAAGAAUUCAUUCGUCUAUCUCCCUUAGAUUCAUGCCUUCUGUUCCAUAAAGGAGGUCACUGGAGAGAGGUCACGGUCAGGACCAAUGCAAAGGGCCACACUAUGGUUAUAGUCUAUUUUCACCCACAAACACUUGUCCCAGAGGAGAUAGCAAUUCACAAACAAGCCCUUGUGGAUUACUUCACGAAGGGCCCGGGAGCCAUUUGUGAGCUCUACUCACUGUUCUUCCAAGAGACUUCCAUGACCCGCUGUGAUCACGAAGAAUCCCCAUACCAACUCUUGUAUGGCCAGGCACAUAUACAUGAAGAGCUGCUGAGCUUCAAGUUCCGCAUCUCCCCAGACGCUUUCUUCCAGGUCAACACGGCUGCAGCCGAAGUGCUCUUCACCGUGGCUCGGGAGAUGUGCUUCCCGGAAGGGGUGGCAGAUAGGGUGGGUGGUACCCUUCUGGACGUGUGCUGCGGCACGGGCGCCAUCGGCAUCACCCUGUCCCCCGCGGUGGAGCAGGUCGUCGGGGUGGAGCUGGUCCCACAGGCGGUGGAGGACGCCAGACACAAUGCCGCGCUCAACGGCGUGCUCAACUGCCAGUUUCUCGCCGGAAAAGCAGAGGUGAUCCUUCCCAGGAUCGUUCCCCAGCUGAGCAGUUCCGAAGAAGGAAGUGGCGGUGGCGGCGUGGCGGCUUUGGUCAACCCUGCCCGAGCCGGGCUUCACUACCGCGUGGUCCGGGCGUUGCGAAACCAACCCGACGUGCGCAGACUGGUCUACGUUUCCUGUAAACCAGACGGAGAGGCCAUGAGGAACUUCAUUGAGCUUUGCUGCCCUCCGGACCCACAGAAGAAACUCACAGGGGAGGCCUUUACCCCGAGAGUGGCUGUGCCAAUCGAUAUGUUCCCACACACACAGCAUUGUGAACUGGUGUUACUUUUUGAGAGAUAGGUUUGAAACUUAAUGUUUAUAUGGUAUUAAAUCCUGCUAGCUAGUUUUUUGUUCUUUUGUUUUAAAUGGAGGAAUGAUCGUGUAUACUUGCAUAAACAGCUACUGCAUUCAUUCAAGUGAAGAAUGUGUUCUUCUACCCAAUUAGAUUGACCAAUCCAAUUUGUCCACUGCUCUAAUGCUGUACUCAACCACUAGAUGGUACUGUUUGGGCUUCCACGUGUCUAGUAUACUAUGUCACAUUGUCAAAAAAGUAAUUGUUUCACAAUA